This is a messenger RNA of Plectropomus leopardus (leopard coralgrouper), 1730 nucleotides long. The record is from RefSeq and is a predicted model, not a curated record. Lineage: Eukaryota; Metazoa; Chordata; Actinopteri; Perciformes; Serranidae.
UGCUCUGUCUGCAAGAAAUCUUUUACACAGAAUAGAACUUUACAAACACACCUGAAAACUCAUACAAGAGAGAAACUUUUCAGCUGCUCCGAGUGUGGGAAAAGAUUUGCACAGAAAACACAUCUGAAGACCCACAUGACUAUUCAUACAGGAGAGAAACCAUUCAGCUGCUCAAUUUGUGAUCAAAGGUUUGUGCAAAAGACUCAUCUGAAGAGACACAUGACAGUUCAUACAGGAGAGAAACAGUUUAAUUGCUCAGUUUGUGACAAAUCUUUUAGUGAAAAUGGAAACCUGAAGCAACACAUGAAAACGCACACGGGAGAAAAACCAUUCAUUUGCCCAGUGUGCAGUAAAGCCUACCGUAAAAAUGGAUCACUGAAACAACACAUGAAAACUCAUACAGGAGAGAAACCAUUUAGCUGCUCAGUUUGUGAUCAAAGAUUUUUGUGCAAGGCAUAUCUAAAGAGACACAUGACAAUUCAUUCAGGAGAGAAACCCUUUAUUUGCUCAGUGUGUGGUAAAGCCUACAGUAAAAACGGAAAACUGACGCAACACAUGAAAAAUCAUACAGGAGAGAAACCUUUCAGCUGCUCGUUCUGUGAUAGAACAUUUUUGUGCAAGGCUUAUCUGAUAAGACACACAACAGUUCAUACAGGAGAAAAACCAUUCAGUUGCACAGUGUGUAGUAAAGCUUUUAAUGGACAUGCUAAUCUGAAGAGUCAUAUGAGAAUUCACACAGGAGAGAAACCAUUCAGCUGCUCAUUUUGUGAUCAAAGAUUUUUGCAAAAGUCACAUUUGAAGAGACAUGUGAGAGUUCAUACAGGAGAAAAACAAUUUAAUUGCUUAGUUUGUAGUAAAGCUUUUAGUGAAAAUGGAAAACUUAAGCAACACAUGAGAACUCAUACAGGAGAAAAGCCGUUCACUUGCUCAGUAUGUGGUAAAGGUUUCAGUGAAAGUGGAAAACUGAAGCUACACAUGAAAACUCACACUGGAGAGGAACUUUUCAGCUGCUCAGUGUGUGAUAAAAGAUUUUUAUGCAAGGCAUAUCUGAACAGACACAUGACAAUUCAUUCAGGAGAGAAACCGUUCAGUUGCUCAGUGUGUGGUAAAGCUUUUAAUGUACGUGGAAAUCUGAAGAGUCACAUGAGAAUUCAUACAGGAGAGAAACCAUACAGCUGCUCAGUGUGUAAGAAAUCUUUUACACAGAGCGGAAGUUUACAGAUGCACAAGAUAAUCCACACAGAGGAUAACCGCUUCAGGUGCAGGAUUUGUGACGAAAGAUUCACUUUCUAUAAACUUUUCAGAGACCAUCAGUGUGUCGGUCGUCAGUCUUCACAGCUUCAUCAGACUGAGGAGAACAGAGAGGCAGAGCCUCCAGAUAGCAGCUCAGCUAAACAGGUGAAAACAGAAGCUGAUGAAGAGGACUGUGGAGGACCAGAACCAGCCAGGAACUCACAUCCAGAUACACAUUUACAAUAAAGUACUAAUAAUACUCAUGUUCGGAGUGGGAUCAACUUUUAAAGAAAGCAACCUUGAUAAGAGGUGUGGUCUCGAAUAGCUAUAACUUAAUGUUUAUACUUGUCUGUCCAACAGACCCUGGAGCCUGACCGUAGUAUGUCCUUGCCUGCUCCUCUGUGGAACAUGAUUUGGAGGUCUGCUUUGAGUUGUUCUAAAUGUAUGAGAUUUAGACUUACACAGUGUUAGAUUUUAGGUGGAGCAUAUAUGACCCC